CGUCGGUGACGUCAGAAUGAUGCGAUUUUGCUGACGACAAAGUUAAGUAAGGCUAAUUAAAACCUUAAAACAAAAAAGUCAGUCAAAGUUAAUUCACGUGCACGAUGGAUGGAAGCGUGAAGUGGAAAUUAUACAACGGAGACUUUGCUUCAAACGGAGCUAGCACGGAGCUAACGUGAGCAAGCGACGUCACCAGUUCACAGAUGACAUCCACAGGCACGAGAAAUUUAAAAAGAGGUAUGAUGUGGAAGAGACGAGAGAAGAGAGAAGAAAAUGAGAGGUCAGAGUGGUCCAGAAUGGAGAAGCUGCAACGUGUCCACAUUGCACAUUUGGCAGCUGCACACUAGACGGACAGUUGUACAACGACAAGGAUGUUUGGAAACCAGAGCCGUGCCAGAUCUGCGUGUGCGACAGCGGCACGGUCAUGUGCGACGAAGUCAUCUGCGAGGACUCUUCCGACUGUGCCGACCCCAUCAUCCCAGACGGGGAGUGCUGUCCCAUCUGCCCCGACCAAGAUGGACCCCAGCUUCCCGGCGAGAAGGGAGAGGUUGGCCCCAAGGGAGAGAGAGGUCCCAUGGGUCCUCCUGGCAACGAUGGAAUCCCCGGACAGCCUGGCCUUCCCGGACCACCCGGCCCCCCUGGCCCCCCUGGCCUUGGCGGAAACUUCUCUCCUCAAAUGAGCUACGUCGACCAUUCCAAGGCCAGCGGCGGCCCCCCCAUGCCCGGCCCCAUGGGCCCAAUGGGUCCCCGUGGUCCUCCCGGACCCCCCGGCUCCUCUGGUCCUCAGGGUUUCACUGGCCCACCCGGAGAGCCUGGUGAGCCCGGAGCCUCUGGUCCCAUGGGUCCCCGUGGUCCCGCUGGCCCCGUUGGAAAGAACGGAGAUGAUGGUGAGGCUGGCAAAGCUGGACGUCCUGGCGAGCGUGGAGCCCCUGGCCUGCAGGGUACCCGUGGAUUCCCCGGAACCCCAGGACUCCCUGGCAUCAAGGGACACAGAGGUUUCAGCGGUUUGGAUGGAGCUAAGGGAGAUUCUGGACCCGCCGGACCCAAGGGAGAGGCUGGUGCCCCUGGUGAGAACGGAAUCCCUGGAGCCAUGGGUGCUCGCGGUCUUCCUGGUGAGAGAGGCCGUCCUGGACCUGCCGGCCCCGCUGGUGCUCGUGGUAACGAUGGCAAUGCUGGCCCUGCCGGACCCCCUGGACCUACUGGACCUGCUGGCCCCCCUGGAUUCCCCGGUGGUGCUGGUGUGAAGGGAGAGACUGGUCCCCAAGGAGGCCGUGGAGCUGAUGGACCCCAGGGAGCCCGUGGUGAGCCUGGUAACCCUGGACCCCAGGGAGCUGCCGGACCUGCUGGUGCCCCAGGAUCUGAUGGCCAGCCUGGCGCCAAGGGUGCAACUGGUCCUGCUGGUAUUGCUGGUGCUCCCGGUUUCCCCGGUGCUCGUGGUCCUGCUGGAGGUCAGGGCGCCAUCGGUGCUCCUGGUCCCAAGGGUAACAACGGUGACCCAGGUCCCUCAGGUCCUAAGGGAGAGCCCGGUGUCAAGGGAGAGACUGGUCCCGCUGGAGUUCAGGGACUUCCUGGCCCCUCUGGCGAGGAGGGCAAGAGAGGACCUCGCGGAGAGCCUGGUGUUGGUGGACCCCGUGGACCUCCUGGAGAGCGUGGUGCUCCUGGUGCUCGUGGUUUCCCUGGAGCUGACGGAGCUGCUGGUGGCAAGGGAGCCCCCGGUGAGCGCGGUGCCACCGGACCAUUGGGAGCUCAGGGAGCCACUGGUGAGGCCGGAGCUCCUGGCGCCCCCGGUGCCCCUGGAUCCAAGGGUAUGACUGGUAGCCCCGGAAGCACUGGCGCUGACGGCAAAGCUGGACCUGCUGGUCCUACUGGACAAGAUGGACGCCCUGGACCUGCUGGCCCCGCUGGAGCCAGAGGACAACCUGGAGUGAUGGGAUUCCCUGGACCCAAGGGAGUUGCUGGUGAGAACGGCAAGGCUGGCGAGAAAGGUCCCGCUGGCGCUGUCGGCCCCGUUGGUGCCCCCGGCAAAGAUGGUGACGUUGGUGCUCCUGGACCUUCUGGCCCUGCUGGACCUGUUGGAGAGAAGGGAGAGAUGGGUCCCGCUGGACCUUCCGGAUUCCAGGGUCUUCCUGGACCCCAAGGUGCUACUGGUGAGACUGGCAAGCCUGGUGAGCAGGGUGUUGCUGGUGAGGUUGGACCUCCUGGCCCAUCUGGACCAAGAGGCGACAGAGGUUUCCCUGGUGAGCGUGGUGCUCCUGGUCCCUCCGGCCCAACUGGAGGCCGUGGUGCUCCUGGCCCCUCUGGUAACGAUGGACCUAAGGGAGAGCCCGGUGCUGCUGGUGCCAACGGCGCUGCAGGAAGCCCCGGUAUGCAGGGAAUGCCCGGCGAGCGUGGAGCUGCAGGUCUGCCUGGCGUGAAGGGAGAGAGAGGUGAUGCCGGCGUCAAGGGAGCUGAUGGUGCCACCGGCAAAGAUGGCGUCCGUGGUAUGACUGGUGCUAUUGGACCCCCUGGACCUCCUGGUGCUCAGGGUGAGAAGGGUGAGCCUGGCCCCGUUGGAGCUGUUGGACCCACCGGCCCCCGUGGUUCCCCUGGUGAGCGUGGAGAGGCUGGCCCUGCCGGACCUGCUGGAUUUGCCGGACCCCCUGGUGCUGAUGGUCAGCCUGGUGCCAAGGGAGAGAGUGGUGAUACUGGACCCAAGGGAGACGCUGGUGCUCCUGGACCCGGCGGACCUGUUGGAUCUGCUGGACCUCAGGGACCUCCUGGUCCUGCUGGAGCUAAGGGUGCUCGUGGUGGUGCUGGACCUCCUGGUGCUACUGGUUUCCCUGGACCCGCUGGCAGAGUUGGACCCGCUGGCCCCGCUGGAGCUGCUGGAGCUCCCGGACCUGCAGGACCCGUUGGCAAAGAUGGCGCAAGGGGAGCUCGUGGUGAGACUGGUCCUGCCGGUCGCGCCGGAGAGCCUGGUGCUGCUGGACUCGCUGGAGCUCCCGGUGAGAGGGGAUCCCCUGGUGCUGAUGGAGCCCCUGGUGCCGCCGGUCUGCCCGGACCCCAAGGUAUUGGUGGACAGCGUGGUAUUGUAGGUCUCCCCGGACUGCGUGGAGAGCGUGGCUUCUCUGGUCUGCCCGGUCCUGCUGGUGAGCCUGGAAAGCAGGGACCUGGUGGACCUGUUGGUGAGCGUGGAGCCCCUGGACCUGCUGGACCUCCUGGACUGGCUGGUGCUCCCGGAGAGGCUGGUCGUGAGGGAGGUCAGGGACACGAUGGUGCACCCGGUCGCGAUGGAGCUGCCGGCCCCAAAGGAAACCGUGGUGAGGCUGGUGUUGCUGGACCCCCAGGACCUCCUGGUGCUCCCGGAGCCCCCGGAGCUGUUGGCCCCUCUGGCAAGACUGGUGAUCGUGGAGAGCCUGGUCCCGCUGGUCCCGCUGGUCCUUCUGGUCUUGCUGGCGCCCGUGGUCCCGCUGGCCCUGCCGGAGCCAAGGGAGACAGAGGAGAGGCUGGUGAAGCCGGAGAGAGAGGACACAAGGGACACAGAGGAUUCACCGGCAUGAGUGGCCUGCCUGGACCUUCUGGACCUGCUGGAGAGAGAGGACCCGCUGGAGCCUCUGGACCCGCUGGACCAAGAGGACCUUCUGGAUCUAACGGCUCCCCCGGUAAGGACGGCAUGAACGGUAUUCCCGGACCCAUCGGACCUCCCGGACCUCGUGGUCGCAAUGGAGAGAUGGGACCUGCUGGUCCUGCUGGACCUCCCGGACCUCCCGGACCCCCUGGUGCUCCCGGCGGUGGAUUUGACUUCAUCAGCCAGCCUAUUCAGGAGAAGGCCCCCGAUCCCUUCCGUGCUGGUCACUACCGCGCCGACGACCCCAACGUGCUGCGCGAUCGCGACAUGGAGGUGGACUCCACUCUGGAGUCUCUGACCACCAGGAUCGAGAAGCUCCGCAGCCCCGACGGCACCCAGAAGAGCCCCGCCCGCAUGUGCCGCGACCUGAGGAUGUGCCACCCCGAGUGGAAGAGCGGCACCUACUGGGUGGACCCCAACCAGGGCUCCUCUCUGGACGCCAUCAAGGUCCACUGCAACAUGGAGACUGGCGAGACCUGCAUCUACCCCAGCCAGUCCACCAUCCCCAUGAAGAACUGGUACCGCAGCAAGAACCCCAGAGAGAAGAAACACGUCUGGUUCAGCGAGUCCAUGACCGGUGGAUUCCAGUUCCAGUAUGGCAGCGAUGGAGCUGAUCCCGAGGAUGUCAGCAUCCAGAUGACCUUCAUGCGCCUGAUGGCCAACCAGGCCUCCCAGAACAUCACAUACCACUGCAAGAACAGCAUCGCCUACAUGGACUCGGCCUCCGGCAACCUCAAGAAGGCCCUGCUCCUCCAGGGCUCCAAUGACGUGGAGAUCAGAGCCGAGGGCAACAGCCGCUUCACGUACAGCGUCAACGAGGACGGCUGCACGUCACACACUGGCUCAUGGGGCAAGACAGUCAUCGACUACAAGACAUCGAAAACAUCCCGCCUGCCAAUCAUUGACAUUGCUCCUAUGGAUGUUGGUGCCCCCGAUCAGGAAUUUGGUGUCGAAGUUGGCCCAGUUUGCUUCUUGUAAAAAAAAAAAAGAGGAAGAAAUAUGGACAUGACAUUGUUGUUUUUUUUCUCGCAGUCAUCUCUAAAUCCUAUUUUCUAUGCAUUCAAAACUCAUUCGGCCGCCAUCGGUCCACAUGCUUGUUAAAACCACUCCACUGAAGACGCUAUGUUGUGUUUUUUUCCCAAUCAUGAGACGUUUCGGGACUGCUACUCCACAAGGACACUUUAAAACAAAAAAAUGUUGGUUUCCGACGGCAACAAGAACAUAUUUGCUUGUGUAAAAUGUCCCCCUUGGAGUUUGAGCAAAAAAAAAACAAAACAUCGCAAUGAGACGCAGGUGACUUUUGCCGUUUUUCGCCCACUGCGGAAGGACUUUAAAAAACAACAAAUGAUAUGUACCAUUUUUCUGGUGUUAAAUAAAUUGUAAAAAGUGUGACGUGUCUCCUUGUUGUAAAAUUGUCACAUGGGAAUGAUAAGAUCAAAACCGAAAAAGCGCACCGAGUUAUGACGGAUACCUCGUAACAAGAAGUCACCGCCAUUUUUUUUUCUUAAAGGAAAAGGGUUAUAUUUUACACAACAACAACAGCAACACAAGUCUAUUGGGGAGCAUGCAAACAUGUCAAGGUGCUAAAAGUGAGCCCCCACCUGUUGGUGUCAUUCUGACCACUCGUGCCUGCAGAAGCUUUGGUGCUACAAAAUUGACUCUUGUGGUCUUUGCAGUGCAAUUGUUUGUAACGCAUGUCAUUGUAGAUAAAAGCAAGUGACACUUUC
Messenger RNA from Dunckerocampus dactyliophorus (ringed pipefish), 5334 nucleotides. RefSeq names its product collagen, type I, alpha 1b (gene col1a1b). The coding region runs from base 425 to 4585 and encodes 1386 amino acids. The record is from RefSeq and is a predicted model, not a curated record. NCBI's taxonomy places the organism in Eukaryota, Metazoa, Chordata, Actinopteri, Syngnathiformes, Syngnathidae. The transcript has 52 exons. Gene Ontology annotation, molecular function: extracellular matrix structural constituent; protein binding.